Trichoplusia ni (cabbage looper) is the source of this 622-nucleotide messenger RNA. Its product is annotated as protein KRTCAP2 homolog. The transcript has 4 exons. NCBI's taxonomy places the organism in Eukaryota, Metazoa, Arthropoda, Insecta, Lepidoptera, Noctuidae. The record is from RefSeq and is a predicted model, not a curated record. The coding region runs from base 40 to 558 and encodes 172 amino acids.
AAUGGAUGUCUCAAAAGACUAGACACCAAUUUAUCAAAGAUGAAAACUUGGCAGUCAAAUAACUUGCUGUCUAUUAACUGUCAAACAAUUCAACGUUGUUUGCGGCACUUUGUUGUAGACAAAAUCCAUUUGGAAAACGCUAAUUUAUAUAAUAAUUUCAUAAUGGCGGUUAACAGUGCCACGUCUUUCGUGUUAUCAUCGAUCCUGUCCCUGUUGAUAUUUUCGGGAAUGCAGAUGUACAAACCGCUUCUGAUAAAGUCACCUAUAACUAUUAUAUUUGGGGGCUACCUUGGAUCUCUGAUGUUCAUGUUCUUCGUUACUGCUAUCGGUAAUUUGGAAUCAACAUUGUUUGGUAAAAACUUCCAAUUGAAGUUACCAGAAAUAGUCCUGUCCAUGGCUAUAUCAUUGAUCGCUGCCGGUAUGGUGCACAGGAUCUGCUUUACUACAUGUUUGAUAUUCUCCUUAGUCACCAUCUACUACAUGAAUAAGUUGUCCCAGAAGACUUAUGUAGCUGCCGCCCCUGUUGCAGCUCCAGUGAAAAGCAGACGUCACAAAUGAAAUGGUGAUAUUAGUAAACACUUGUGAUUUUUUUAUAAUAUGCAAUUAAAUCAUUUUACAAACA